AUGGCGUCCUCUACUGCCGUGCCUGUAGGAUUUCACUAUGAAACAAAAUACGUAGUUCUCAGCUACCUGGGACUCUUGUCGCAAGAGAAGCCGCAGGAACAUCCUCCUCCUUCAACACAAGGGACUCAGCAACAGCUUAUGGCACAACAUGCUUUGGAGAAAGAGGCUUUGGAGAAGAUUAAAAUAGAAGUCGAGGAGGAGCUAAAACAUCUUGAUGAAGAAAUCUUGGAAGCAUUUACCACUACAGGAUUUGACUGCCACACUUCCCCAGUGUUCAGUCCUGCCAAUCCAGAGAGCUCAAUAGAAGACUGCCUGGCUCAUUUGGGGGAGAAAGUGUCCCAGGAAUUGAAAGAACAUCUGCACAAAGCACUGCAGAGCUUGCUUAGCAAGCCGGUGACAUAUCAAGAAUAUCGAGAGCGCACACAAGAGACAGCUGCUCAUGCCAGUGGAUGGAACAAGGUCUUGGUCCCCCUGAUUCUGCUACAACAAUUUCUGAUGGAGUUAACCAGACGGGGCCAGGAACCACUGAGCGCACUUGUGAACUUUGGGGUGACAUAUCUAGAAGACUAUUCUGCAGACUAUAUCAUUCAACAAGGAGGAUGGGGGACGGUCUUUACUUUGGAAUCCGAAGAGGAAGAGUACCCCGGGCUCAUCGCAGAGGACAGUAAUGACAUCUACAUCCUGACCAGUGACAACUCGGGACAGGUGAGCCCCCCGGAGUCCCCCACGGUGACCACGUCGUGGCAGUCGGAGAGCCUGCCCGUCUCCCUGUCAGCGAGUCAGAGCUGGCACACGGAGAGCCUGCCAGUCUCCUUGGGCCCCGAGUCCUGGCAGCAGGUGGCCAUGGAUCCUGAAGAAGUCAAAAGCCUGGACAGCAACGGAGGGGGCGAAGAGAGGAGUGAGAACAACUCUUCCAACUCUGAUAUUGUUCACGUGGAGAAGGAAGAGAUACCGGAGGGGAUUGAGGAAGCAGUGGUGUCGGCCGUCGCUGCAGAGACCAUGCAGGCAGCGUUUCCAGAGACCCCUGCUUCUUUACAGGAAGUAAAACCUCAAGCUGAAAUUGCUGCUGUUGAAAAAGCACAUCCCUCCGCGCCUCUGCGUACAAAACAGGAGGAAAAGGGAAAAGUGGCCGAAGAGCUUGUUGAACCUGAAAUCCCUGUAUUAAGUAAACCUGUCCCAAAGUUAGCCCCAUCAGAAGAAAAGGCUGCACCGGAACCUGAGAAAAUACUGCUUCCAGGGGAAAAAAAAGGGGGGAAAGAGGGCUGUUUGGAAGAAAUAGAAGAGAAAACCUCCGCUGCAGAGGAGAAGCCUAUCUUAUUGCCGGAAGGGAAAUCUAUAUUGCUGUACGGUGGGGCUGCCGCGGUGGCUAUAUUAGCUGUGGCAGUCGGAGUAGCGCUGGCGCUUAGGAAAAAGUAACGGAGCUCUCUGGAGGAGGAGGAGGAGGAGGAGGAGGGGGGAGCUCUCAGAGAGCACGAUCCAAUGUUUGUAGUUGUGUUACCUAAAGGUUGAGCUGCCUACUGUUUAACUGGACGUUUGAGUAACUUAAUGGUGACGGGGUGAGGUCGUUCAAUAAGCCUCCAGCUAUGGACAAUCACAUUUUUAGUAGAAAUGGGGCGGGGACUGGUUUUUCGUGAUUAAAGUACAGGGGUAUUUUUAAAAAAAAAAAAAAAAAUAAAUUCUGCAAAU
This is a messenger RNA of Leptosomus discolor (cuckoo roller), 1686 nucleotides long. The record is from RefSeq and is a predicted model, not a curated record. Lineage: Eukaryota; Metazoa; Chordata; Aves; Leptosomiformes; Leptosomidae.